This is a messenger RNA of Aspergillus heteromorphus CBS 117.55, 402 nucleotides long. RefSeq lists its product as uncharacterized. Bases 1 to 402 code for a protein of 133 amino acids. The record is from RefSeq and is a predicted model, not a curated record. NCBI's taxonomy places the organism in Eukaryota, Fungi, Ascomycota, Eurotiomycetes, Eurotiales, Aspergillaceae. The transcript has 7 exons.
AUGAGGUCAGUUGUGGUGGUGAUGUCAUUGUUCUGGCUGGGACUGGGACUGGGACUGGGACUGGGGGUGGAUUUUGUCUGGGGGCUGGUUGUUGUGUACCUGGGCCAAACACUAUCCACUGAGCUAGCUACUUCAUUCUUGUCUAAGUGGUCAUCCGGACGGACCUAUGCUGUUGAGGUGAUGGCCGUGCCUGUCCCGGAUCGAUUGGUUAUGAAAAUCCAUGUCGUUCUAGUGUUCGAUAGGACUGACACCGAGACUGUUAUGUCAAACCUGGAUGGGAGGUUCCUCCAGCCAGUCAGUCUAAACAACGCGAGUCAACCCAGUCCCUUGAAGCUUGGCGAAUAUGCCCCCGAGACCCGAUUUGACAGCAAGAAGUUCGGUGGCGUGAAUCAAUCAGCCUGA